GAAGCUCAAGGCUCAAGCUGGCGCUCUGUAUCCUGAUUCCUAGCGGAAGAACCAUUGGCGAAGGAGCGCCACUGCAUUGGCGCACUCUUUUUGAAGUUAAGCGGCGUUCGGGACGAGCCCUACUUUCAUUUCAAAACGUGAAUGCUGCAUCUGUGCGAGAUUGUCAAGGGGCAGAAUUGCGUUCAAUUGGCGUGUAGGCCGUUGAUUGGGACUGUUUUUCUGCGAGUGGCAGACUUGCUUACCUCAGCAUGGAGAAUGCAGCGGACCUGGAGCCUGGGUUGGAUGGAGUAAAUGUGGCCGUGAUGGAGGAGCACUAUUUUGCCGGUGCGGUCCAGGGCCAAUUCACACCAGCUUCGCAAGCCGACGGCGCAAACGCCACUACGGCCCCAGACCUACCCAACCAAGGCCCCCUCUUUCCUGCUGGGGACGAGUCUCUCCACACCCCGGCCGCCUCGCCGCAGGAAGAGUUUCACCCAGCUCUUGACGAGCAGGAGUUUGAACAGGAGUUCAAUGCAGCGUUCACGGACCAUGUAGCGUUCCACGAUUUGCAGCCAGGGACCGAUGCUCAAGGGAUUGGGGUUGGGGGAUAUACUGAUCACAUGGGGGAUUUUGGAGACGGGAAGGCUGAGCAGGGACACGAAGGGGAGCUUGACGAUGGGGGGGCGGAAGCUGUGCCGGAAUUUGAGCAAGGAGUGGCGAGGGGGACGAUGGGGGUAGGGUGGCCGUUCGCACCUGCGGGAUGGCAGUGGAGGGUCGCGCCUCGUUCGCGACUCCUUGCAUCGGGCCACUAUGCAGACGUCCAUCGAACUCCCCCCAAUGGUCGUGAGCUACACUCUAUGAAGCAAGUCGAACGGUAUCUGCGAGAAGAGCUGGGCCUGUCGGAGGGGGAAGUACAGAAGUGCAUGGACUUUGAGGCCCGGAUCCCCGCAACUAGAGACAUAAUUGAGGCUGAGAGGGCCAAGACGCCGGGGAAGAAGGCGAAGUCUGCCCCCAAUGCCAGUCUUUCCAAGCAAGAGCAAGCCGAUGAAGAGACAGAGGACGAAGGAGCCGUCAUCACUCCGCAAAACGUAGUAUAUGAAGAAGAGGAGGACGAAGAGGAAGCGGAGGACGAGAGCGUGGAGUACAUGCUGGACGAGUUCCUCAAGUCCCCCGAGAACUGGGCGUCCAUCGGGUGGCGCCUGCGCGGGCCCGAGGGGCGCAACCAGCAGAAGCGGCUCCUCGCCGAGGCGCGCGCGCGCGACGAGUCCCCCGAAAAGUCGCUGAAGCGCCUGAAACUGCGGGUGCUCAAGUUCCCCGCGUUUCUGCGGUCCGAGGAGCUGGAGGCGCUCCCGCACUCGCUGCUGACAUUGGUGACGCUCGUGAUGACGGAAGGGGUGGUCUACGAGGCGAAGAGCCGGCGGAUGCUGAAUGGUGAACUGGUGCUGAUCGUACGGGAACAGCUGACGAAGCACCAAAAAGCUGCGGGCUUGGACGAACUGGGAGUGCCAAUCAGGCCUCGGGAAAAGAAAGUUAAAAAGGAGAACCGCCAGGUUCAGACAGACGACGUCGUGGCCAUCAAGAAAAGAAAACACCGGCCGUCUGGGGAAGAAGAACCGGACUCCAAGCGCAAGCGCAAGAGCCUGAACGACCUACCCGAGAAGCCCGCAAAGGGGGAGCCCCAUUUGGUCAACCGGGUGAUCCAGCUCAAGCCGAGCCUCUCGGGACUCUCGGUGGAAGUUGACGGCGAAGAUCCGGAAGAAGAGACAGUGGAGCAACCGAUGCCGCGCCUGCUGACCCCAGAAGCCACGACGGACGCUCUGAAUGCCGCUCUUGAAGCCGCGGCAGAAACUCCGACAGGAGCCCAGCCAGAACCUUUUGCGGAGCAAGCCGGGCCCGCCUUUGGCUCGCCACUCUUCUUCGCCGACCAGAGCUUGGGCGAGGAGGCGUGCCAAGCCGAAGGGACUGCGCAACAAUCGCAACAAGAGGCCGCAGCGCCAAUGGACGUGCUGGUUUCCCACGAGCCCCCUCCUGCGGCGCCCGCUCCGCCCCCGGUCAAGUCCGCGCCAAUGACUGUGGAGCAGCUCGAGAUCAUCAUAUACCGGAAGAAGCUAGUCAAGCUGGAGCGGAAACGGAGGGGAUGGGCGCAGGCGUUUGAGCAGAAGCUGGCGACGUACAGGAAAAAGCGGGAGGAGCUGGAAGGCCAACUAGAGAAGCGGCGUGCGGACCAGGAGGCGCAAAAGAUCCAGGUGGUCGAGGACACGGAGCGGCUGCGCGAGGCGCGAGCGGCGGCGCUGCAGGAAAUGAAGGCGCUGCAAGCGGCGGCCAGCCUUUCCGACAUCGCCGAGCAAGAACUAGAGAAGCGGGGCGCGUGGGAGCCAAUUUACACCGCAGCGGUGGACGAGGUGAAGAAGGCGAAGAAGAAGGCGUGGGAGGAGGUGAAAAAAGGCGUCGGCGAGGUGAAAAAGUCCAACUUGGAGCAGAUGCGGAAGAAGGUCGACGCGUAUAAGCAGCUCGGGAUGGCACUUCCGCAGGCCGAGAUCGAUCAGGAACGGGAACAAUACACGGCGGAGAUCACGGAGAUGCAAGCCAAGCUGGAGGCGCAAAAGGUCCUGUUGGACGCGGAGGUGGCGGACCUGGAGCAGAAAAUGGCUGCGGCGAAAGCCGCGUACAACGAUUACAAGGCCCAGCACAAGAAACUAGAGCGGGAGGAGUCGAGGCUGCAACAGCUGCUUCAAGAGCCGAUACCGUAGAAGCGUGUGCGACGGAGAUUUGCCCGUUUAAAUGUGCAAUAAGCACUGGUGUGAGAAAGCGGGGCGGUUGUCAUUCGCCAAGGAAGCACUUGGCAAGUCGGCAGGCUUUCGAGCUCCCAAGAUUCUUUGGACCUGUUCAGCAGACGAUUCCUGGAUGAAGUACGCUUUCGAGUGUAAAGAGCUGUUUACGGGCGUUGAGAGGUGGCAGCAAGGGCGACUCUUGAUUCUCGUUCUAACAAUCUCGAGGGCUGGCGUCAAAAAGAUGCAACAACUUGGCAUGGCCCUCUUCGCUACCGAGACUGCGGGGAAGACCCUUAGUGUAUACUAUGGUAGGCUGCUUAGCCGCUUUCAUAUGUGGUUGGCAACUCCUAGAGCUCCACAGUAACCAAUUGCCAGGUACUAGAACCAAAUGGUUACUUAUGCCAUGAGCUCAUUGCAUGAGCAUGAGCAUAAGCAAGAGCAUAUAUGCAGAGCUCAUUGCAUAAGCAUA
Molecule: messenger RNA, 3219 nt
Organism: Klebsormidium nitens
Lineage: Eukaryota; Viridiplantae; Streptophyta; Klebsormidiophyceae; Klebsormidiales; Klebsormidiaceae
Source: the annotation of a GenBank genome assembly